Molecule: messenger RNA, 2799 nt
Organism: Caenorhabditis elegans
Lineage: Eukaryota; Metazoa; Nematoda; Chromadorea; Rhabditida; Rhabditidae
Gene: pdpr-1
Product: DAO domain-containing protein
Exons: 11
Coding region: 19-2586 (855 amino acids)
Source: RefSeq, marked reviewed
GAUUUGUACAUAAAUGUGAUGAUUGGACAUCGGUUAGCGAGGUGGAGAUGGGCAAGAAGCUACACAACAGCAGUCGCCAACGCUGAUGUCGUGGUGUGUGGCGGUGGAAUAUCGGGAACAUCAAUCGCCUAUCACCUAGCGAAACGGGGAAAGAAGGUGGCACUCGUUGAAAAAGAUUCAAUUGGAUGCUCCGGAGCCACGGGACUCUCAGCCGGUUUGGUUUCUUCGCCGAUUUUCUGGCAAGACACGAGCCUUCAAGCAAUUGCUCAAGCUUCACUCGACUUGUACUCACAUCUCGCCACAACUUGCAAAUUUCGUUACAUAAAAUGCGGCCGUACAUAUCUUGCCUCAUCAAUGGCCAACGAAAUACUACUUCGACGGAUGUAUUCAAGAGGAGUUGUCCAUAACGAUAAAGUCGAACUUCUUGAUUGUCAAAGUGAAAUGCUUGAGCGAUGGCCAUUCCUUCAAACAGAAGAUGUUCAGCUGGCUUUGUUCUCUCCAGAAGAUGUUGCUUUAGAUCCAGUGGCACUUUGUCAGCAUCUGGCGUUGAUUGCUAAGGAUUACGGUGCUCUGAUAUACGAAAGCAAUCCCGUUUUGGAGGUACAUAUCGGCGACGAGAAACAAGUUUACGGAGUUUCCACUAAAAUGGGAUUUAUAGAAACGAGUCAUUUUGUUGAUGCUGCUGGAAUUUGGGCUGGUAGUCAUCUUGUCAAGGCACUUCCUCAUCAGCAUGUUCAAACAGCUGCAUAUCCAUGUACCUACUCGUAUAUUCACACUUCAAAAUUACCAACAGGAUCAGUUAGUGAUAUGACACCGAUUUUCAACGACCUCGACGGAAAUGUGAUGCUCCGGACCACUUCUUUCAAGACUCUUUGUGCAGGAUUUGCCGAAGAAAGUAUUCGGCCACUUGCAAGACAAACUGGAUCAGCAACGCCUUGGCAACAUCCAGAACCGGACUGGAAUACAUUUGAUCCAAACCUUGAAAAGCUGAUUUCUCGAUGCCCAAUGCUUGGUGAUUGCAAUCAUGGAGAUCUGAUUGUUGGAAUGGAAGCCUAUACUCCAGACAAACUCCCGACAAUUGGAGAAAGUUCACAGGCGAAGGGAUAUUGGGUGAUGUGUGGAAUGAAUGGACAAGGACUUUCUCUGGCAGGAGGACUUGGAAAAAUCCUUGGAGAAUUGAUGUGUGAAUCACAGAGUUCUACAGCAGACGUUGCUCGUGUUGAUGUUGGAAGAUUUAUUGAUUUGCAUGCAAACAAUCAAUAUUUGAUAGGAAGAACACCUGAAGUAGCAGCUCUAACAUAUUCGAAUCUCUACCAUUCCCAUCAGUGCCAUACAGCGAGAAACCUACGAAUGGCUCCGAUUUAUCAUCAGUUGAGAGAUGCGGGAGCCGUUUUCGGAGAGAUUAUGGGUUACGAACGACCGCUGUGGUUUGAGAAAACACCAAAAACUGAAAGAAAUGCAUUGAUGAGUGGUCAAGAUGCGCUUAUUGGAAAACCAGAAUGGUUCGAAAGGGUCGCCAGUGAAUAUGAAGCAUGUAGAGAACGAGUUGGGCUUAUGGAUAUGAGCAGUUUCAGCAAAUAUGAUAUUACUGGUGAAGAUGCUGUGGAAUAUCUGCAAUUUCUGUGUUCUGCAAAUGUUGAUGAGCCAAUUGGAACCACAGUCUACACAGGAAUGCAACAUCAAAAAGGAGGAUAUGUGACGGAUUGCACAUUGAGCAGACUCGGAGAAAAGAAGUUCUUCAUGGUUGCACCGACUAUUCAACAAGAGCGUGUACUUGUUUGGAUGAAAAAAUGGCAAGCAAUUCUGAAAGCACGAGUACAUGUUCAAGAUGUAACCGGAGCGUACACGGCUCUUGAUUUAAUUGGACCAUCUUCUCGUUAUCUAAUGGGCGAUAUCACAGGAUUAUCGAUGAGUAGUAACGAUUUCCCAACAUUUAGAUGUCAAGAAAUUAAUAUUGGAAUGGCAACAGGAAUACGAGCUAUAAGUGUUACACAUUGUGGUGAACUUGGUUGGGUUAUCUAUGUACCUAAUGAGGUUGCUCAAAAUGUCUACGAGAAGAUUCUUGACGCAGGAAAAGAAUACAGUCUUCAACACGCCGGCUACUACACUCUCCGCCAGCUUCGGAUUGAAAAAUUCUAUGUCUACUGGGGACAGGAUAUCAAUGCAACAGUGACACCUGUCGAGUGUGGACGACUUUUCCGUGUUGAUUUUAAAAAGGAUUUCAUAGGGAAAAAAGCACUUGAAGAACAAGUUGAACGUGGAGUUUCGAAGCGAUUUGUACAACUGCUUGUUGAUGGACAUGAUAAGGAAACUGAUCCAUGGCCUCAAGGAGGUGAAACUAUUUUGAAAGAUGGACGAGCUGUUGGGUUGACAACUUCUGCGGCAUAUGGUUUCACUUUGGGAUGUCAGGUUUGCAUUGGCUACGUGGAAAAUAAAGAGUUUGGAGUAUCACCUGAAUUUGUAUCAUCUGGACACUUUGAAAUUGAUAUAGCUGGAAAAAGGUUCACAUGCCGUCUCAACGUUCAUUCACCUUCACUUCCAAUGAUAUCCAGCGAGCAUCCACUUCACUACAGACCGACUCAAUGAUUGCUUCUUGCCAUCUUAGUGAACAUAUUUAGACAACUUAGCUGAAUCCAGAUGUUGAAUUUAGAAUUCAAUUUCCUACUUUGUACUUUUUUUCUUUUUUGUUUCUCAAUCUCGAUGCCAUAUUGGUUGUACGAUAAUUGUAAUUGUGACUUCAUCCACCCAGUGUCUGCUCCCCCUCACAUACUUCAUAAUAAAUAGACAUUCUGCACCCUC